AUGAGUCGGACCGGUCUGAAUGCGCAAUCUGGAGCAGAUACUUGUCCCGAGUGCACGAUUCUAGAGCCCGUAACGGCGUGGCCGGACCUCGAUGCUGCAGCUGUUGGUCGCUCUGGACCUUGUGGAUACAACGCCCGCGUCUCUGUCGACUACAAUCAACCCGGCCCGAGAUGGGGUUCCCAACCCGUCAUCACGUACAAGGCUGGGGAUGUUGUGGACGUGCAGUGGUGCCUCGAUGCCAAUGGCGACCACGGCGGCAUGUUCAGUUACCGGAUAUGCCAAAAUCAAGCUAUCGUCGACAAGUUUUUAACACCAGGAUAUCUUCCUACCGAGGCGGAGAAGCAGGCUGCUGAGAAAUGCUUCGAGGCUGGUGAAUUAAAGUGCACAGAUGUCCCGGGACAGACGUGCGGAUACAACCCCGACUGCCAAGUGGGGCAGGCCUGCUACAGAAAUGACUGGUUUACUUGUGGUGGCUUCAAUGAUGGUUCGAGAUGCAGGGGCGUCGACAACGCACCGCUGAACUCGUGCUAUACAAGCAUCGCAGGUGGAUACACCGUUAGCUCCAAGAUCAAGAUUCCCAACUACACAAGCAAUCACACCCUGCUUUCGUUCAAGUGGAACUCUUUCCAGACGCCGCAGGUUUACUUGACAUGCGCCGAUAUCCAGAUCACUGGUACCGGAUCGGGAGGCUCAACUCCCCCCACAUCGAGCAAGGCCCCCACCUCAUCAUCAAAGCCGACAACGACAGCGACAACUAGCACAUCCACAGCGGUAGCUAGCGGUUGUGCAACCCCUUUCGCCACUGUAGCGGUGACCUUCAACUCCAAGGCCACAACGUCAUUCGGACAGACUGUGAAGAUUGCUGGAUCAAUCUCACAGCUUGGGAGUUGGAACACAGCGUCUGCGCCAGCACUCUUUGCCAGCCAAUACACAUCUUCCAAUCCGCUUUGGACAACAACCAUCAAGCUGCCGGCCGGGACCAGCCUCGAGUACAAGUUCAUCAAGGUUGAAAGCAGUGGCUCUGUAACAUAUGAGUCUGGCGCCAAUCGUGCAUAUACCGUACCGAAGGGAUGUGCAAGUGCGGUCUCUGUUGAUAGCACAUGGAAGUAG
This is a messenger RNA of Pyrenophora tritici-repentis Pt-1C-BFP, 1110 nucleotides long. Its product is annotated as carbohydrate-binding module family 20 protein. The record is from RefSeq and is a predicted model, not a curated record. NCBI's taxonomy places the organism in Eukaryota, Fungi, Ascomycota, Dothideomycetes, Pleosporales, Pleosporaceae.